Messenger RNA from Myzus persicae (green peach aphid), 2221 nucleotides. RefSeq names its product protein THEM6-like. The coding region runs from base 528 to 1283 and encodes 251 amino acids. The record is from RefSeq and is a predicted model, not a curated record. The transcript has a single exon. NCBI's taxonomy places the organism in Eukaryota, Metazoa, Arthropoda, Insecta, Hemiptera, Aphididae.
UAUUAGUUGGGCGCCACUGCCGUGAGGCAAAAUUGGGCUAUUAUAUAAAAAAAAAAAAAUAAUAAUAAUAACAAUUUUAAUAAUAAUGAAAUAUUAUAAUAUGAGAAUUAUACCUAAUUAAAUACAUUUUUUUCUGCAUUCCGUCUGCCGCGUCUGGUAUGACCGGUAUUAUACCUAGGUAUACAUAAUAGGUACGCGGUUGUGUAAUACACACAUUUCUUUUUCACGUCCGACAGAUAUUAUCGCGUCUACCACGCACGCGCGAGCCGGCGUCUCACUCGCACAAACCCGUCCGCCGGCCACCUAUCAGCACGUCUGCCGCGUCCGUCCGAAUUUUAUCGUCGUCGCCGGCCUCAACCGCUUCGCCCGAAUUCGACUCAGUAUCGCCCGCGGACUUCCCUUCGCCUUUUCCGGUCCAUGUGAUUCCCGAAUUCCCAGCAGCAGCAAUACCUACCUACUUGUAUAAUAACAAGUAAUAUAAUAGUUACUACCAACAGCCGUCCGGCACGGGCGCCGCCGACAAGGCGAUGUUGAUUUCUUUAUUGUCGACGUCAACGGCUCCGGCCACUCCGACGGCCAGCGCCGCCGCCGUCACAGGGACGGACUCGUCGGCGCUGACGGUGACGGUGCUGACGGUGGCGUGUGCAGCGCUCACGCUGAUCUUGGUGUUCAUGUGCGCGCUGGACAUGCCUUACUUCUUCCGAUCGCUGUUCAGCUACGUGACGGCCACGUGCUUGAAGAAGAAGCUCCGGGUCACCGACACGGCCGUAUUUUCGUCCGUGUGCCUGACCACUGACCUGGACGUGUACCUGUCGCACAUGAACAACGCCCGGUACCUGCGUGAGAUAGACCUGGCCCGCAUUGAGUUCCUGCUGCGCACCGGAUUGUGGCAAGAGCUCCGGCGCCGCGGUGGCCUCAUAUUCACCAUAGCAAACAGUAUCCGGUACCGCAAGUUCGUGCGCACGUUCAGCCGGUACGAGAUCCGUACCAGGAUCGUGUACUGGGACGACAUGUCCAUAUUCUUCGAAUUCCGGUUCGUGUCCAAAGCCGACGAGUUCGUCCGAGCCAUCGUGUACAACCGGCAGCGGGUGAUCGACUGCAGCGCAGACGAACUGAUGCGCACCGUCAUCGGUGGCGGUGCAUCGGCGGCCGCUAAGACCGCGGACGCGGACAGCGCGUACCAGCGGCCCGAGUGCCCCAUCGAGAUACACCACUGGAUACAAUCGAACCUCAUGUCAAGCGCCAACCUCAAGGCCGAGAUGGGUGACGGCGACCCUCUGUAGUGCUGGGGUGCGUUUGAUCGGGGCUGUCCGGUCCCCUCGUUUCGGCUGCAGGAAUACGCAAAAAUUGAAAUACCUUUAGCACUUUAGGGUGUAAAUAUCCACUCAACGUUUGGGCGCAAGCACAUUAUUUCUCAACAUAUUACCUCUAGCACGUUGAGCGCAUACAUUUUGCUUAAUUUAUUAACCAUAGUUCAUAUUUUUGAUAUUUUGUUUUUUAUGUGAUAAAAUAUUGAAUUACCUAAGUUAUUGUUUUCUUCGAUGCAUUAUUUCAAUAUGAUAAUUUGCUCUACAUAUUUUUGCACGGACUUUAAUAUUAUGCUUUUGUAUCUUUUGUUGUAUUAUGUUUAAUUUUUCACUCCCAAACGCGUGUCUUUUAUUUUACAUCCUAGGUAUCGUGUUUUCAUAACAAACAAUGCACCCAAAAGUGAUGUUACGCCCAUAUCGCGGUAUAAUGCAGCUGCACUUGCACCCGACAAUGCGCUCCGCAAUUGAUCUCGUGCGUGCAGCGAGAUUGUAUAUUGAUUAUUACCUCUUUAGUAGCAGGCUCGAUUGGUUUUUUUUGUUUUUUUUUUCGGAAAAAAAAUUGUAAAUUUUUUAUCGAUUGUACGGUCAAAAAAAAAAUAUAUAUUAUGACCGUUCUUUUACCAAUCGGGACUGCAUUAUAAUGUAUACCUAGUGAUUAUAUUAUUAUUAUACUCGUCUGUACCUUGCACGUUCUAGUCUCGUUACACUGCCUUUUAUGUAUUAUAAUUUUAAUUAUGCUCAGGUACGUCUGUAUAUAUAGAUAAUUAUAUUAUAUUGAUUAUAAAUACUAGUGUUUAAGUCUUAGUAGGUAAUGAUAAUAUUAUUAUAAACUAUGACGGCCGUUUUACCGGCGAUGUAUUUGAUACGUUUGGCAUUAACAUAGACAAUAAAUGUAUAAUUUUAUGUUUACCAAC